Molecule: messenger RNA, 468 nt
Organism: Orycteropus afer afer
Lineage: Eukaryota; Metazoa; Chordata; Mammalia; Tubulidentata; Orycteropodidae
Product: KIAA1143 ortholog
Exons: 3
Coding region: 1-468 (155 amino acids)
Source: RefSeq, a predicted model, not a curated record
AUGAGCAAGCGCAAUCAGGUGUCCUACGUGCGGCCAGCAGAGCCAGCCUUCCUAUCCCGUUUUAAGGCGCGAGUCGGCUACAGGGAAGGUCCCACCUUAGAGACCAAGAGAAUCCAGCCUCAGCUCCCAGAAGAAGAUGGUGAUCACAGUGACAAAGAUGAUGAACAGCCCCAAGUGGUGGUUUUAAGAAAAGGAGACUUGUCUGUUGAAGAAGUCAUGAAAAUUAAAGCAGAGAUAAAGGCAGCCAAAGAGGAUGAAGAGCCAGUUCCAGCCGAUGGAAGAAUCAUGUAUCGAAAACCAGUCAAGCGUCCCUCUGAUGAAAAAUAUUCAGGAUUAACAGCAAGUUCAAAAAAGAAGAAGACAAAUGAAGAUGAAAUAAAUAAGCAGGACUCAUUUAAAAAGAACUCACAAAAGCAAAUUAAAAAUAGUAGCCUCCUGUCUUUUGGCAAUGAAGAUGAAAAUGAAUAA